AUGGAGUCAGAAGUCGCCAUCCACACAGACAAGGGCAGCCCAGAAGCACAGUCUGCUCUCACCGCCCUCGCGCGCACUCUCAACAUCAACGAAAACGCCCUAAAGACAGCUCUCAGUGGUGCAUUCGACCUAAUGACUACCGCUGCUGGAAAUCCGAUUCUUGCGCUCCACUUGAGCUUCGUACGACUAUCAUAUCACAUUGACAGCAAGACUUUGUAUGAGAUCGUGGGCGCGUUUCGACAAACAUUCGGCGCCACUUUAAAUGUGAAAAGAGUCAACUACGUAACCACCCAGGCAGUCAAUACUACGGAGCCUACCGAGCGCCUCCCACAUUUGCGCAAUCAAGUCGCAACCUAUACAUGGGCCCGCCACAGUACCCUAAUUCAAUUUUCCGCUCAUAGAACAAAGCUGUUCACCAUCAGCAUCCUCAGAUCUGUUCACCACCUCGGUGUGUGGGUUACACCGGCAACGUCUCAAGCAGUGGGUCCCAGCCAGUUGUCACACCAGCAGACCAGAGAGCAUCUACUUUACGAGACUACGAGUACCCCGGAAUGGCUGCUAAAGUUAAUCAAGCACCCUCAUUUGCGCCAGGUGCUUCACAUUUCGCAAGAUAUGCGUGAGCAAGAGGAGGGGUCACUUCACUCAUGA
This is a messenger RNA of Alternaria atra, 648 nucleotides long. RefSeq lists its product as uncharacterized. Bases 1 to 648 code for a protein of 215 amino acids. NCBI's taxonomy places the organism in Eukaryota, Fungi, Ascomycota, Dothideomycetes, Pleosporales, Pleosporaceae. The transcript is spliced from 2 exons. The record is from RefSeq and is a predicted model, not a curated record.